This is a messenger RNA of Beauveria bassiana ARSEF 2860, 1029 nucleotides long. RefSeq names its product protein NBP35. The transcript has a single exon. Lineage: Eukaryota; Fungi; Ascomycota; Sordariomycetes; Hypocreales; Cordycipitaceae. Bases 1 to 1029 code for a protein of 342 amino acids. Gene Ontology annotation, molecular function: 4 iron, 4 sulfur cluster binding; ATP binding; ATP-dependent FeS chaperone activity. Gene Ontology annotation, cellular component: cytosol. The record is from RefSeq and is a predicted model, not a curated record. Gene Ontology annotation, biological process: iron-sulfur cluster assembly.
AUGGCGCCGUCUCUCGAGCAGACCGAAUCGGUAGACGAGGUGCUCGCCAAUCCUCUCAAGCAGAAGCCGCAGCUUGUGGCCCCGGAGCCGGCGCAUUGUCCCGGGCCCGAAUCAGAACAGGCCGGCGCGGCAGACUCGUGCGCGGGGUGCCCGAACCAGGCCAUCUGCGCGUCGUCAGCAGCCCAGGGUCCCGACCCCGACAUCCCCAUCAUCGCGUCGCGCCUCGCAGACGUCCAACACAAGAUUCUCGUCCUUAGCGGCAAGGGCGGCGUCGGCAAGAGCACAUUUACGUCGCUGCUGGCGCACGCGUUUGCGACCAACCCGGACCGCACCGUCGGAAUAAUGGACACGGAUAUCUGCGGACCGAGCAUACCAAAGAUGAUGGGCGUCGAGGACGAGACGAUUCACGUCAGCGGCUCCGGGUGGUCGCCGGUCUGGGUCAUGGAUAACCUCGCCGUUAUGAGCAUCCAGUUCAUGCUGCCGAGCCGCGACGAGGCCGUCAUCUGGCGCGGGCCCAAGAAGAACGGCCUGAUCAAGCAGUUCCUCAAGGACGUCGAGUGGGGCGACCUGGACUUCAUGCUCGUCGAUACGCCGCCCGGCACCAGCGACGAGCACCUCAGCGUCAACUCGUUCCUCAAGGCGAGCGGCAUCGACGGCGCCGUCGUCGUCACCACGCCGCAGGAGGUUUCGCUGCUCGACGUCCGCAAGGAGAUUGACUUUUGCCGCAAAGCGGGCAUUCGCAUUCUCGGCCUCGCCGAGAACAUGAGCGGCUUCGUGUGUCCCAACUGCAAGCACGAGAGCGAGAUUUUCAAGGCCAGCACGGGCGGCGGCCGCGCCCUUGCCGGGGAGAUGGGCAUUCCGUUUCUCGGCGCCGUUCCGCUGGAUCCGCGCAUAAGAAUGGCCUGCGAUUACGGAGAGAGUUUCUUUGAUUCGUUCCCAGAUAGCCCAGCGUGCAAGGCUUUUCAAAGUGUGGUGCGCAAUCUAGCGCAGGAACUGGGGCUGGAUACCCAGGACAUAUUACCGAGUUAA